This is a messenger RNA of Plasmodium yoelii, 903 nucleotides long. RefSeq names its product PIR protein. The transcript is spliced from 3 exons. Lineage: Eukaryota; Apicomplexa; Aconoidasida; Haemosporida; Plasmodiidae. Bases 1 to 903 code for a protein of 300 amino acids. The record is from RefSeq and is a predicted model, not a curated record.
AUGAAUAAGGAAGUGUGUGAAAAGUUCCAGGAUGUAGAGAAAUGGUUUCGUGGUGAAAAUAAAUUUAAUCAUCCUGAAUAUCUCCAAAAGUAUUGUAUUAAUGGAUGUGAUCAUAAUCUCGAUAAAAUUAAUGUUGGAUGUUUAUAUUUGUUGGAUCAAUUCUAUAAGCAUGAUGGUAUCUUUCCCUCUCCUUCAAACAGUAACCCCAAUAUUGUUGAUAACAUUUUUAUAUGGUUAAGUUAUAUGUUAAACCUGAAAGAAACUAAUAAAAAUGAGGGUAUAAAGUAUUUUUAUGAUAAUUACAUAACGCAACGUAGUACGUAUAAGGAGCAUAUAAGUGGAUUAACUGGUUAUGGUACUUAUAAGGAACUUAUAGAUGACAGAAAGGGUUUUUUGGAUAUGGAUAAAAAUAUUGUAUCUAAAUUUUAUGAAGAAUUAAAAUCAUUAUGUAAAUUGUAUAAUGGACUUGGUGAUGGCAAUAAAAAUUGCAAGAAUUAUUUGGAAGAUAAUAGUGAAUUUUUUAAAAAAUAUAAUGAUCUUAAGCAAGAUACUAGUUUUACUAAAAAUAGUUAUGAUAGUCAAAUAUUUUCCACUUUAUUAAAAGAUUAUGAUGGUCUUAAAAGGGAAUGUGAAGUUGCUUUAUCCCCUCAAACGGAAGAAACAAAACAAAAUCUUGGACAAACUCUUGCACUAGAUUCUGGACUAGAUUUGGGAUUAGAUUAUGGACAAGAAUCUGAAUCGAGUUUUGAAGCUACAUCAAGUUCGUCGAUAACAAGCAAAUUAAUUCCAGUUUUAUUGAUACUUGGUGCAAUACCAAUUUUUUUGGGAAUUGCUUAUAAGUAUUCAUUAUUUGGAUUUCGGAAAAGAGUUCAAAAACAUUUAAGAGAAAAGCUAAAAAAAUAA